Messenger RNA from Nicotiana attenuata, 507 nucleotides. RefSeq lists its product as uncharacterized. The record is from RefSeq and is a predicted model, not a curated record. The transcript has 2 exons. The coding region runs from base 1 to 507 and encodes 168 amino acids. Gene Ontology annotation, molecular function: RNA-DNA hybrid ribonuclease activity; nucleic acid binding. Lineage: Eukaryota; Viridiplantae; Streptophyta; Magnoliopsida; Solanales; Solanaceae.
AUGGUGGCUGUAGUGAGUGGGACGAUCAAAGACGUAGAAGAAAAACAGCAAUUAAAGCGUUCAGUUGAGGAAAAUAUGCUCUCUACCUCAACAUCAGAUAAGGGAGACAAAACAGAUAUGGAUCCACGAACUGCUUUAAAGUCACAGGUACUAGCAGAUUUUAGUUCAAUUUUACUUCCUAGAGAUGAAAAUGAGGUACGAGCAUCUACCAGAUCUAAUCUGGGGACUUCGACUCUAUACACCGAUGGAUCCUCAAAUAUAAAGGGAGCGAGUUUGGGUGUCGUUUUAAUAUCACCUUCAGGGAAAAUUAUUAGACAAACGAUAAAAUAUUACCCCAUUACUAAUAAUGAAGCCAAGUAUGAGGCAAUGGUUGUAGGUUUGGAGCUUGCAAAAGAGAUGGGAAUUGAACAAAUUGAAAUCAAAAGUGAUUCCCAACUUGUGGUUAAUCAAAUGCAAGGGAACUACGUGGCUAGAGAGGCAAUGCAGCAAUACUUAGAGAAGGUAUAA